AUGGAGGAAAGGAUUAAUGGGAAUUUAGGGGGUUUGUGUUUGGGGGGUUGGGAUUGUUUGGGGGGUAUUGUUAUGGGGGGGGAUAUUGGGGGGUGUUGGUGGGGGGGUGGUGAUUGUGGUUUGAUUUGGGUGAUUGUUGGGGGGGGGGGUGGUUGGGGGGGGGGUGUUGGGGGGGGGGGGGGUGGGGGGGGGGGGUGGGGUUUUGUGGGGGGUUGGGGGGGGGUGGUGGGUGGGGUUUGGGGGGGGGGGGGGGGGUGUGGGGGUGGGGUGUGUGGGUUGGGGGUGGGGGGGGGUGUUGGGGUGUGGGGUUUUGGGGGGUGUUUUGGGGGGGGGUUGGGGGGGGGUGUUGGGGGGGGGGGGGGUGGGGGUUGGGGAGGUGUGUGGGGUGUGGUUUGGGGUUUUGGUUGUGGGGGGGGUGUGGGGGUUGGGUGUGUGGGGUUGGGGGGGGGGGGUUAUGUUUGGGGGGGGUGUUGUGGGGGGUGGGUGGGGGGGGGGGGGGGUGUUGUGUUGUGGGGGUUGUUGGGGUGGGUUGUGUGUAUUUUGGUUGGGUGGUUGUUUGUGGUAGUUGGUGGGGGUUGUUGUGGGUGUUUUGUUGGGGGGGGGUGGGUGGGGGGGUGGUGUUUGGUUGGGGUUGUUGGUGUUUUGUGUGUGUUGGGGUGGGUUGUGGUGGUGUGUUGUGGGGGGGUUUGGGGGUGGGGGUGGGGGGGGGUGGGGGGUUUUUGGUUUGGGGGGGGGGGUGGGGGGGGGGGGGGGGUGGGGGGGGGGGGGGGGUGGGGGGGGGGGGGUGGUGGUUGGGUUGGGUGGUGGGGUGUGUUUGUGGUGGGGGGGGUGGUGGGGGGGGGGGGUGUGGGGGGGGUUGGGGUGUGGUGUGGGGGUAGUGGGGGGGGGGUUGGGUGGUUUGUGUGGGGGUGUUGGGGGGUGGGGGUUGUUGGGGGGGGUGGGGGGGGGGGUGUUGGUUGGUUGGGGGGGUGGGGUUGGUGGUUUUUGUUGUUGGUGGGGUGGUUUGGUGGGGGGGUGGGGGGGGGGGUUGGGGGGGGUUGGGGGGGGUGGGUGGGGGGGUGGGGGGGGGGGGGGGGUGGGGUUGGGGGUGUUGGGGGGGGGUUGGUGGGUGGGGUUGGUUUGGUUGUUGGUUGGGUUGGGGGGGUGGGGGGGGGGGGGGGGGGGGUUGGGGUUGUGGGGUGUGGUGGGUGUGGGGUUGGUGUGUUGGUGGGGGAUUGGGGGGUGGGUUGGGUUGGGGGAGGGUGGGGUGGGGGGGGGGGGGGGGUGGGUGGGGGGGGGUGGUGGGUUGGGGUGGGGUGUCGGUUGUUGGGGGGGUGGGGGGGUGUGGGUGGUGGGGGUGGGGGUGGGGGGGGGGGGGGGGUGGUGUGGGGGGUGGGGGGUUAUAUUAGGUUGGGGUGGGGGGGGGUUUUGGGGGGGGGGGGGGGAGUGUUUGUUUGUGUAGGGAUGGGGGUGGUGAUAGGUUUGGGGGGGUUGUAUGGGGGAUGGGAAUGUAGGUAUGGAGGUAGGGGUUGGUGGGGUGGGUUGGUUGGGGGGGGUGGUGUUGGUGGGUUGGGGGUGGGGGGUUGGUUUGGGGGGUGUGGGUGGGUGGUGGGUGGGGUGGGGGGGGUGGGGGUGGGGGUUUUUGUGGGUUGUGUUGUGGUUGGGGUGGGUUGGGGUGGGGGGGGGUGGUGGGGUGGGUUUUGUUGGUUUGGGUUUGGGGGGGUGGGGGUGGGGUGGGGGGAUGGUUGGGGGGUGAGGGUGGUGGUGGUGGUUGGUUUGGGUUGUGUUGGGGGGGUGGGGGGGGGGGGGUGGGGUGUGGGUUGUUUUGGUGGGGUUUUUGGGUGUGGUGGGGUGUUGGGGGUUGGGUGGUGGGGUGGUGGUGGGGUUUGGGUAUUUGGGGUUGGGGGUGUGUGGGUGGGUUGUGGGGGGGGGGGUGGGGGGGGGGGGGGGGGGUGUGGUGGGGGUUGUUGUGGGGGGGGGGGUUUGGGGGUGGGGGGGGGGGGUGGUGAUGGUGGUGAUGGGGGGGGGGGGGGGUUGUGUUUGUGUGGUGGGGGGAGUAGGUGGGGUAGGAGGGGGGGUAAUGAGGUGGUGAUGGUUUUUGGUUUGGGUGGGGUGGUGUGGGGGAUUUGGUGUGUUGGGGUGGUGUGGUUGGUUUGGGUGUUUGUUGGUGUUUGGUUGGGUGAUUGUAUUUGUUUUGGGGUGUGGGGAUUUGGGGGGGGGGUGGAUGUUGGGGGUGGGGAUGUGGUGUGGUAUUGA
Molecule: messenger RNA, 2235 nt
Organism: Knipowitschia caucasica
Lineage: Eukaryota; Metazoa; Chordata; Actinopteri; Gobiiformes; Gobiidae
Source: the annotation of a GenBank genome assembly